AUAAAUGCGAUAUUAUAUAUGUGGAUUAAUAUAUAGUAAGCGUGGGGUAAAUAUAUGUAUACACAAAAGUCCCACGGUAUUACGCAAAUCAUAUAACGAUGGUACUUGGUGGGGCCCGCUAUCGGUUUUCUCUUGGAUUCUGUGAGAAAUUCCGAGUCACAGUCCUUUCUUAGACACAGAUUCUUUCGGUUGUUCGGCACUUAAAACAAAAGGAGCUAGCAUAAGAUUUUGAGAAAAAAAAGGAGAACAUCCUGAAAGAUUCAUGAAGUAGCAAUAAAUUAGAAAAAGUUACUAAAUAAAAUUUCAAAAGAAUGUAAUUCAAGUAAACUGGAUGGUGAAGUGUGUGUUUUAAAGUUAUACAGGGUGAUUCGCAUUAAGUGAUAGGAAAGAUAUUUUUUUUCAAAAUAUAACAAUAAACAACACAUAAUGGAGCUAUUAGUGUUACUUCUGAUUCCUGUGAUAGUACAAAAUGCAAUCGGUUCGGAGGAACUUUUGAAAAGGACGUUACCGGCUUAUGCGGUUGCAUUGAAAUCUGAACUUCUAAAUUCCACGGAUUGUGAAACACAGCUGAAUAUAUUUAUGAAGGCAGUGAAUUCCCACAAAUUAUGGGGAUUGAAAAUGCUGGAUUCAAGCGGCGCGCCAGAUUCUGGAUUUUUCUAUGGGAACAAUUACUGGUUAGGAAGUAAAACCCAGUGUCGAGACACAACUAAUAGAAUUCCGUUUCCUUUGGCGGAGCGUGAACUGCAAAACAAUUCGAUAUACCGUAAAAUUCACGAUGAGUUUCCACCUUUCGAAAUUAAUUACUUCGUGGCGUACUUUAGGCACAACAGCACCCUUCAAUAUCACGUACGAUUGUUGAACGAGGAUCUAAUUACAUUGGGAUUGUGCUUACCUGCUUCCUGCUCUACGGAUGAAUUAAGUUUCAUACUGGAAAGAAUGUUCCAAGAGAGGACUCUUCAAGUCGGUGAAAGACACGCGGGAGAUUUUAAACUUAUCGAAGUGAAACAUCUGAGAAAUGAUUAUAAAUGGCUGAUGAAUAGCAAAUAUAUUUUUAUUGGAUUUAUUUUGUUAUUACUUUGGUCCCUGAUGAUAGUCGGAACGGUAUACGAGAUAUUGAUCACACGAAGAAUAAAGAAUAAAAAUAGGACUAAUCGUAUCGAGAAUAACAAUACGUCUGACGUAGAAGCCAUCAAGCAUACACUGCAAACCUCAGAAAUGUACAGAUCGCGAAUAGAACGACAGAAUACUUUUGUAAAUAUAAUGCUGUGCUUCUCCAUCUACAAAAACACAAAGACUAUUUUCAAUACAAAGUUGUCCAAUGAUUCUGUACCACAGAUACAUGGUAUACGAUUUCUCGGAAUGGUUUGGAUCAUAAUGAUACAUACAGUGUUUUACAGUAGCGAUUACGCAAAUAACAAGGCAAUUGCAUGGCGAAUGUCAGAAGGACUCGGGGAACAAAUAAUUAGCAAUUCGACAUUAUCAGUGGACACAUUCUUUUUCCUAAGUGGAUUUCUUGUUGCAUAUUUAUAUUUGAAUGGCAAAAAAGGGAAAGAGGAGAAAAAGUCAGCCAAUUAUUUGUUAAAACUGGCUGAAUUUUGUAUACCGGUGCUGAGAAGAUUUCUAAGGUUAACACCAACUUAUAUGCUGACGAUUGGGAUCUUGGAAAUUAAUUCAGCCUGGUACGCAAAAACGUCACAAUUUUAUAUGAGCGAAAGGCCCCAGGAAAUCUGCGCAAAGUAUUGGUGGCGUAAUUUACUAUACAUUAAUAAUUUAUUCGGCACAGACACUAUGUGCAUGUCCUGGAGCUGGUACAUGUCGAACGACAUGCAAUUUUUUGUACUCAUGUCUUUUCUUCUCAUCCUCUCGUCCAUGUACUUUUACACGUCCGUUACAAUAUUGGCUAUAGUGAUGACUAGUUCGACAUUACUAACUGGAUUUAUAUCUUAUAUUAAUGAAUACGUACCAACAAUGGACGAGCAAUACAAUAUGCUGGAUCAAUUGUAUUAUCCACCAUGGACAAGAAUUGGACCUUAUAUAGUGGGAACUGUAACGGCCUUCAUUCUGAUAAAAUUAAACAAUCAGUUGACAAUACGCAAGAGAACAUUGAUGGUAUGCUGGUGUAUAAGCAGUGCCUGUAAUAUCUUAGUACUCUUCGGCCUUUGGAACAGGCAAAUAUCUACCAUAGCGGCAGCCAUUUACGUAGCACUUGGUAGAACAGUUUGGGCUAUCGGUUUAGCGUGGAUAUUGAUAGCCUGCUGCACAAAACACGGAGGAAUUAUUAACAGUAUACUUUCGUUUCCUGGAUGGGUACCAUUCAGCAGACUGACGUACUGUGCAUAUCUGCUUAAUCCUCUACUAAUAAAUUCCAUUUAUCUAAACAGUGAGUCUCCGGUUCAUGUUCACCUAUUACAAAACUGCACUCUGUUCCUGGGAAAUUGUGUUCUCACGUUUAUCUGCUCGUACGUUCUAUCACUCAUGAUAGAAACACCAAAUAUUUUAUUAAUGAAACUUUUGACAGAGCGUUUUCAGAGAAAAAUUUAAUUAAAAAUUAUAUGACAUAACGCGAUGAAAGAAAAAGAGCAGUAUUCAAUAAGCAGUUUGAUGUAGCUUUUAAAAUAAAAACGACUAUGUAGUACGCUAA
This is a messenger RNA of Cephus cinctus (wheat stem sawfly), 2641 nucleotides long. RefSeq names its product nose resistant to fluoxetine protein 6. The record is from RefSeq and is a predicted model, not a curated record. Gene Ontology annotation, molecular function: acyltransferase activity, transferring groups other than amino-acyl groups. Lineage: Eukaryota; Metazoa; Arthropoda; Insecta; Hymenoptera; Cephidae. The transcript has 14 exons. The coding region runs from base 427 to 2541 and encodes 704 amino acids.